Molecule: messenger RNA, 3635 nt
Organism: Callorhinchus milii (elephant shark)
Lineage: Eukaryota; Metazoa; Chordata; Chondrichthyes; Chimaeriformes; Callorhinchidae
Gene: ngly1
Product: N-glycanase 1
Exons: 12
Coding region: 127-2043 (638 amino acids)
Biological process (GO): glycoprotein catabolic process; protein quality control for misfolded or incompletely synthesized proteins; protein deglycosylation
Cellular component (GO): cytoplasm; cytosol; nucleus
Molecular function (GO): peptide-N4-(N-acetyl-beta-glucosaminyl)asparagine amidase activity
Source: RefSeq, a predicted model, not a curated record
CCCAGACUGCUCCCUCUCUCUCUCUCUCUCUCUCUCGCUCACUGCUCCUGGCGGCCUCACACCUUUCUCGUACGCAGGACGCUGUCGAGCCAGGGGUCAGGCGACGGAUAGUGACCCGGAGCCGCCAUGGUGUCGGAGGCGGUGAACGCGCUCGGCGACAACCCCGACGAGCGCUUCAUGGACGCGGCGCGGCUGCUGCUGACUUACGCGGACAACAUCCUGAGAAACCCAAAUGAAGACAAAUACCGAUCGAUUAAGAUAGCGAACCCAGCCUUUUCCACCAGACUGCUACCAGUCAAGGGAGCGGUCGAAUGUCUCUUCGAAAUGGGAUUUCAAGAGGAUGAAACCCAUCUUGUGUUUCCCAAAAAUGCUUCCGUAGAAAAUCUGCAAAGAAUUCGAGACCAGAUUGCUACAGAAAGAAGUCGGAGGAUGACUGGUAAUAAAUCUCCCCCAGCACCACGGCCUUCUUCAGCUUCUGCCCAGGCUCAACCAAGAGAGUCUGAUGUCUCAUUCCGUGCUAUGCCAUUUUUAAGUGAGCCAUCUGGGCAGCCUCCAAUAGCUGAGCAUUCUGAACUAAGUUUCCUGAGAACUCUGAGCUCCAAUUUUCAGCGAGUUUUGAUGUACGAGAACCCUGCUCUUCAGCAGAAAGCCUUGGCAUGUAUUCCCACCAAUGAAAUGAGGAAACGAGCUGAAGAAAAGUUGGACCACACCACAAAACUGGAUUCUGCUGAAACAGUGACUAUACAUGAUUUUUUGCUGCUGGAGCUGCUGCAGUGGUUUAAGCAAGAUUUUUUCCAAUGGGUAAAUGGACUUCCCUGUAAUGUGUGUGGAGAAUCAACGCAGUCAAAUGGUUCACUUCCACCAACCAGUGAAGACUUAAAAUGGGAUGCCCAAAGAGUGGAGAAUCAUUUUUGUAAAAAAUGCCACGUCAGCAACCGAUUUCCAAGGUACAAUCAUCCUGAGAAGCUGUUGGAAACCAGGCGUGGACGUUGUGGAGAGUGGGCCAUAUGUUUUACACUGUGCUGCAGGGCUAUGGGAUUUGAAGCAAGAUAUAUUUGGGAUGUAACAGACCACGUGUGGACAGAGGUUUACUUAAAUUCCCAGAAAAGGUGGCUACAUUGUGAUCCUUGUGAAAAUGUUUGUGACAAACCACUUCUGUACGAAAUUGGAUGGGGAAAGAAGCUGUCUUAUGUGUUUGCUUUUUCAAAAGAUGAGGUGGUUGAUGUUAGCUGGCGAUACUCCUGCAAGCAUAAAGAACUUCAGAGUCGUAGAACUGAAGUCCAAGAACGAUGGCUAUUGAAAACAAUCAAUAGACUAAAUGUUGAGAGGCAGCGGUUGUUCCCACUAGACAGGAGGCAGGAACUUUGUGAAAGAUUUAUUACAGAGCUUGUAGAGUUCAUCUCACCAAAGACCCCAAAACCAGGAGAACUAGGUGGGAGGACAUCUGGCUCUGUGAUGUGGAGAGUAGCUCGAGGAGAAAUUGGUGCUCAAGCUGAGAACACCGAGAUUGUUUUUGUAGCUUCUGCAAAAGAAAGUGAAGCAAAACUAUUCCAUCUCAAAUACAGUGCUGUAGAAAAUCACUACAUUCGGGUUUCUAAUGACAACACAGUCAUUGAAGACUGGGAAAAAGGUGUAUGGAAAAUGGAUUCUGUGUUCAGAAAAUUGGAGAAUGACUGGAAAAUGGUAUAUAUCGCUAGAACCGAAGGAUCAUCAUCUGGCAAAGUCAGCUGGAAGUUUGAAUGUGGCUCAGUGGGUCUAAGGAUUGACAAUGUUUCUAUCAGAGCCAGUAGCGAGACAUUUGAGACUGGAUUAGUUCGAUGGCACCUGAGUUCGAACACAAACAGUAUAGAUCUAACUGGAGAUAAGGAGACUUAUUUGUUUCCCAGUUUUCAUGGAUCUACAGAAUUAAUUUUAGAAGCUGAGUUAAGUGGUGGACAAGGAGAUACAGCCUGGCAGCACACCCAGCUCUUCAGACAAAGUUUAAAUGAUUGUCAAGAGUAUCCGCUAGAGAUGAUUAUAACUCUUUAUAGACAUUUAGAUUAAGUAUGAAUGUUCUCAGCUGCAUGAACAGAUGUUUAGAAUUUACUGGACAUAUAUUUUUUGUGAUUUCUACAUUAUGCUAAUGUGUUCAAUAAUAAACACUAAUUUUUGCACUAAAAUCUUCCAUCAGUACCAUACAUUUGGAUGCAGCCUAAAUUUUUAUGAACCUUUUGAAGAUUGUGGCAGUAAUAAUCCUAUGUUGGUAUAAUACAUAAUUAGAGUUUUUCCUCUACCUAUAUUCUGGAAAAAAAACUUGUUCCCACAUGCUAUAAAAUACUGUAUUCAGCAAUAUUUAGAUAGAAAAUUUCCAAGUUAGUAACACCUACCUUUUUUUUGACAGAGUGCAAAUUAAACUUGUUUAGUUUGGGUAUCAAUACAAUCAUUGUUGAAUUAAAUUUUGAAAAAAGUUGCUUUUAGAAUGUAGAUUUUUGUAGUUUGGAGAUAUUGGGCUUUAGCUAUGUGGGUUGAAUCAAAUCUAAGAUCAAUCUAAGACCACUUGCAAAGUGUUGACCUUUUAGUCAAACUCCAGAACAUACAUAGUCUCCUAUGCUUGGUCAAAGUUUGCAAAAAAAAAUCGUGCUCAGUAGCCAUCUUGUUUUGCAAAAUUUUUGAGUAUAUUUAGCCUUACGAAUAUUGGGACAAGCCCAGAUACAGGUUGCGUUAGCAUGCUCUGGAACGGAGCCUUUUGUGUACAGUAAUUGUGAGUAUCCCAGAAGAGCUUAAAAUCUAACCAUGUAACAGGUUACAGCAUUUCUGUAAUGAGGGUUGUGAUAUUGACAACAAUAUUAAACUAACAAAGUAAGCUCUGUGAUCUACCUUACUGAGCCAAUAUUGGAAUUGAACCAAACAUUUCCUAGGUUUUAGCACAUAAUGAAGGAACCUUUGUGCAAGCUUGUCAUUAUGUUUUCUAGCAAAAGUAUAGAAUCUGAUUCUACAAAAUACUGCCGAUUAAUUUGGUAAUUGGCUUCUAAUAAACGCUUAUGUCUUUAUGUUUUGGUUUAAUGCUAAAUUAUUAAGAUGUGAGACUGGAUUUCUGACUAUUUCUCAGACUUUACAAGAAAAUCAUUUGGCUACAAAUGAAGCUGCUCUAAAUGUUAAUUCUUGUAUUUGAUAUUGUGCCUAGAAAGUCAAGUCUCUUCACAAAGCUUUUUUGUAAGUAUAUUAACCAUUUACAGGUGGACAUGGCAGCCAACCAAGUUGCUCACUUCAGUGUCUCACAAACUGCCAUAAAGUUAUGAUUUAUCUGGAAGAUUGUUGGCCAGUACACUGAGAAAAUCCCUUGUUCUUUUAUUAUGACUUAUCUGCAUGACUGAGUGUAAAACGAAUGUAAUGCUUGUUUCAGAAUUUGUAAUUCAAGUAAAACAUUUAAUCAGCUAUUUUACUUUUUUUGUAAAGGCUCAAUUCACACAUGUUAGCUUCCAUCAAAUGCCACUUUGUGAGUGAAAUUUGUGGAAGAACAUCUUAUGCUUGAAUUAAAUUCUAUACAAUGGGAAAUGGUUUAAUGAAUCAGAACCAUGCUUAUGUAUGUUUAUCUGUAGUUGUGAAUUUGUAUAUUUACCAUUGUAAAAUUAACAAAGCUUAAAGAGUAAAUAUAA